AUGGAGGCCUGGGGCACUGUAGUGGCAAUCCUGGCCACACUGAUGGUUGCCACUGUGGAUGCCAAGAUCUAUGGACGCUGUGAGCUGGCAGUGAAGCUGGACAAGGAGGGCCUCAACGGCUUCAAGGGCUACACCAUUGGAGACUGGAUGUGCAUGGCACACUAUGAGAGUGGCUUUGAUACCUCCUUCGUGGACCACAAUCCCGACGGCAGCAGUGACUAUGGCAUUUUCCAGCUCAACUCCGCUUGGUGGUGCGACAACGGCGUUACACCCACCUGGAACCUCUGCCACAUGGAUUGCCGUGACCUGCUCAACCGCCAUCUUCUGGAUGACAUCCUGUGUGCCAAGCAGGUCGUGUCCUCAAGAAAUGGUAUGACUGCCUGGGAUUCUUGGACCAAGCACUGUUAUGGCCAUGAUUUAUCUGAAUGGCUCAAGGGGUGUAAUAUGCGUGUAAGAAUUGACUCAAAGAAAAUGAAUUCAUAA
This is a messenger RNA of Trichechus manatus latirostris (Florida manatee), 483 nucleotides long. RefSeq names its product sperm acrosome-associated protein 5. NCBI's taxonomy places the organism in Eukaryota, Metazoa, Chordata, Mammalia, Sirenia, Trichechidae. Bases 1 to 483 code for a protein of 160 amino acids. Gene Ontology annotation, cellular component: sperm flagellum; acrosomal vesicle. The record is from RefSeq and is a predicted model, not a curated record. Gene Ontology annotation, molecular function: lysozyme activity. The transcript has 4 exons. Gene Ontology annotation, biological process: fusion of sperm to egg plasma membrane involved in single fertilization.